This is a messenger RNA of Miscanthus lutarioriparius, 2043 nucleotides long. The record is from the annotation of a GenBank genome assembly. NCBI's taxonomy places the organism in Eukaryota, Viridiplantae, Streptophyta, Magnoliopsida, Poales, Poaceae.
AUGCCGGCGCUGCUGCCCUUCCGCCGCCGGUCCUCCCCCAUUCCCUUCCUACUGCUCUUAUCGCUCUUCGCCUCCUCCCCUCUCUUCCUCUCCCCGAGCCCCGCAGCAACCGCCGUCGGAGAUUGCCCUCUGGAUUUUAGCUGGGCAAACUUCACACUAGCUGCGGCCGCCUGCUCUGAUCCGACCCAGCGGGCGGCGUGCUGCCGCUACAUCAAUGCGUUCGUUGCCAUUUCCAUUGCUCGCUACGCCAACGCCACGGGCAGGCUGGGGGUCCCUCCUGCCUUUGCUGAGAUCUGUCUCAGCUCCGUGUCCGAGACGUUCAAGCUGCGGGGUAUCCCCACCGAUGCCGAUGUCUUCUGCGGGCUGGGACCCAAGAUACGGGUUUCGUAUCAGUGCGCUGGGCGGGAUACCGUGCUGGAGAUGAUGCAGUCCCCAAACUUCAACGACGUUAUCGGGAGCUGCAGGGGCCCUCUGUCGCUGGAUAUCACCUGUAAGACUUGCUUGAAUUAUGGCAUCGUGUACCUCCAUCGCCUCACCGGUUCAGACGAUAAUGUUGGGCUGAGCGUGUGCCGCAACGCUGUUUUUGUAACGCUUGCGACUCAAGAGGGUAUUCUUUCAUACGAAGAUAUCGUCAAGUGCUUCUUUGGUGUCCAGGGAAUCACCACAUUUCCAGGACCAGCAUCUGUCACAUCGACCCCAGCAUCCUCUCCAAAUGUCACUGUUGAUUCUCCGGCUCCAAAUAUCAAGAGUCUUCCACAGAAACAUCAGCAACACUACAGGAUUACAGUUAUUCCAGGGAUAGGAAUCGGUGUUAUAUUGCUUGCUGUGCUGCUGCAAAUCGUCUUAGUGGUCCUGAUUCGUAGAAAGAGCAGGGAAUUGAAGAAUGCUGAAUUUCCUGCUCGGAAUCCAGAUAACACAUUUCACCACAAUCAAUCCUGGAGAUGGCCCGAUGGCCAAUCACCAAUGUUCCAAAGGUACAGCUACAAAGAAACAAUGAAAGCAACAGAUAAUUUCAGCACAGUUAUUGGAAAGGGAGGAUUUGGAACUGUCUGUAAAGCUCAAUUCAAUGAUGGCUCUAUAGCUGCGGUGAAAAGGAUGGACAAGGUUUCAAAACAAGCUGAAGAAGAGUUCUGUAGAGAAAUGGAACUCUUGGCUAGGUUGCAUCAUCGCCAUCUCGUGACCCUCAAGGGCUUCUGUAUUGAAAAGAAAGAAAGGUUUCUUGUGUAUGAAUACAUGGCGAACGGAAGUCUAAAAGAUCACCUGCACUCAUCUGGAAGUAAGCCGUUAAGCUGGCAGACAAGGCUACAGAUUGCAAUGGACGUGGCCAAUGCUCUGGAGUAUCUUCAUUUCUUUUGUAACCCUCCACUCUGCCAUAGAGACAUCAAAUCGAGCAAUAUUCUUUUGGAUGAGCAUUUUGUUGCAAAGGUUGCUGAUUUUGGCCUUGCACAUGCAUCAAGAACUGGAGCGAUCAGCUUUGAAGCUGUGAACACGGAUAUACGAGGAACCCCAGGGUACAUGGACCCUGAAUAUGUGGUUACUCAAGAGUUGACAGAGAAGAGUGAUAUAUACAGCUACGGCGUGCUUCUUUUGGAGCUUGUGACUGGACGGAGAGCAAUACAAGACAACAAGAACUUGGUUGAGUGGGCACAGAUGCACCUUUCGUCUGGAGUGAUCUCUCCUGAAAUUGUAGACCCAAGGAUCAGGGCUGCUGUUGACAUUUACCAGCUGCAUCUCGUGGUCGGCAUUGUGCAAUGGUGCACCCAGAGAGAAGGGCGGCAGAGGCCAUCCAUCAGGCAGGUUUUGAGGAUGCUCUCAGAGAGGCUGGAUCCGGGGAACGGCAGCUUUGGCGAGGGCAUGGAAGACGCAGAGGGGGGCUUUUAUCCCAGGAGCAGCAAGUGUGGCACCCAUCACCGGAACGAGCUGGUCCCUUACAGCGGUGACAUGAGGUCCCUGCAUUCCUCAUCGAGCACAACCAGGUCUUACUGCAGCCGCAGCAUGCUGCUUGAGAGUGGGCAGACUCAAUCUCCCCCAGAAACCCUGUGA